UGUAUUAUGACUUCUCAAGAGAAGACAGAAAAGCAUCCUUUUGUGGAUAUAUUUAACGAAGAUGAAGCUGACAUAAACUUUAUGUUGUCUAAACCUGUUUGCUUUGUUGUAUUUGGGAAACCAGGGGUUGGGAAGACAACAUUAGCCCAACAGAUAACACAGGCAUGGAAAUGUAUUCGUGUAGAAGCUUUACCAAUUUUGGAAGAACAGAUUGCCAGUGACACUAUAACGGGAGCUAUGUUGCAGUCAGUGCUGAUCAGUGGCCAAAGCAUUCCAGAUGAACUUGUCACAAAGUUAAUGUUGGAGAAGCUGAACUCCUCAGAAGUCUCUCACUUUGGCUAUAUUAUCACUGAAAUACCAUCACUUUCACAGGAUGCCAUGACUACUCUGCAGCAAAUAGAAUUAAUUAGAAAUUUAAAAUUGAAACCUGAUAUUAUAAUCAAUAUUAAGUGCCCUGACUAUGAUUUAUGCCAAAGAAUUUCGGGGCAAAGGCAGCACAGUAGUACAGGAAACAUAUACACAAGAGAUCAGUGGGAUCCUGAAGUCAUUGAGAAUCGUAGGAAAAAGAAGAAAGAAGCCCAAAAGGAAGGAAAAGGAGAAGAGGAGGGGGAAGAGGAAGAAGAGCAAGAAGAAGAAGAGGCAUUUAUUGCUGAAAUGCAGAUGGUGGCUGAAGUUCUUCAACACCUCGUUCAGAGACCUGAGGAUUAUUUGGAAAAUAUCGAACACAUUGUUAACCUUUAUAAGGAAAUAAUUCUUCAUCCUUUAGAGGAAGUAAUGGCUGAACACGAUUCCCAGUAUCUUAUUGAGCUAGAUGGAAAUAAGCCCCCAGAGGAGCUGUUCAUGACGGUUGUGGAUCGACUUAAAUAUCUGAACCUAAAAAGAGCAGCUGUUAUAACCAAACUUCAGAGUACAGAGGAAGAUAUUAACGACACAAUGGAAAAUGAUGAGCUGUUCCGUACUCUUGCAUCUUAUAAACUUAUUGCACCAAGAUAUAGAUGGCAGAGAAGCAGAUGGGGACGUACAUGUCCUGUGACUUUAAAAGAAGGUAACAUUUUUCAAGGAUUGCCAGAUUUUUCUGUGAGUUUUCUAGGUAAAAUGUACUGUCUUUCAUCAGAAGAAGCAUUAAAAACAUUUCUAUUGAACCCACGUCCCUAUCUUCUUCCACCUAUGCCAGCACCACCAUUUAAAGUAUUCAUAUUUGGACCUCAGUCUUCAGGGAAAACAACACUUAGCAAUUUGCUUGCAAAACAUUACAAAGGAAAGGUAGUUGACUAUGAUAAAGUGAUUCAACCACGUUUUGAUAAAGCCCUUGAAAUGUUAACCAGAAACACUAUAGCUGAGGCCACUGAAGCAGCCAUUAAAGUUGUCAAAGAGCGGCUUCUCUUAGAACUACAAGCUAAAAAUGCUCAGUCAACUUCAAAAGACCUUCAAGGAGAAUCUGAAAGGAGGGAAAGUGAAGUCCCAACUGAUACAUAUAAAAGUGCAGAAGAAUUGCAGUCGUCACUUGAUGAAGAUGUGUUCACUUUUGAAUCCCAAAGAGAAAGCUCUUUAGAAGACAAUGACGAAGCCAAAAUGAAGUCAGAUGAUAAAGAUGGUGAAAAAGAAAUAAGUGAAAUGGUUACACUUCAAAGAAGUCAGCAAGACUCUAGUCGAGAUCUAAAGAAGGAUUCCAAAAAAGAUGUAACAGACUAUGAGAUAGAAGAGGUAACUGCUGAUCAUCCAGAAGUUCUUUCCAUAAUAAAUGAGACAGUAAAAAUGGCAAAGGAUAUGAACUUUGAACAGCCACAUGAAAAAAUUGCUGAGAUCUUAGGUGAAGUUCUCCAAGAGGUAGUUGAAGAAAACAAGAACAGGUUUUAUGGUGCCCCCAAAUAUGGAGGAUGGAUACUGGACAACUGCCCUCUUGUGAAAGAACUCUGGAUGGUCUUAGUCGACAAAGGAGUUCUACCCGAUUUAGUCAUCUGUUUAUCAAACACAGAAAACAAUGGAAAAUAUUUAUAUAAUAGACUGUAUUUAAAGAAUAAGCAAGAAAUUGACUCUAAGAUUUUAGAAAGAUUAUUAGAUGAACUACUAAAGGAAAGAAAAGAGGAAGAAGCAGCAAGAAAAGUCAGCGAAGAGACAUUAAGAAUAGAAGAAGAAAAUCGAAAGCUAUUGGAAGCUAUGACUGCAAAAGCAAAAGAAGAAACUGAAGCCGAGGCUUUUGAGGAUAUCGAAGGUGAAGAGUCUGAACUUCACGAAUGGUCUGAGAUGCCUGAGGUUGCUGAGGAGACCAGGGGGGUCUUACCCGAGGAGUCUGACAUUUUUGAGGUCCCAGAAACAGAACAUGAAUCAGUAUCUGAGCCUCCUGAGGAUGCUACAGUUGGAGCAGAAUUUCCAAAAGGAUCCAGAGAGGGCCUGGAAACUAAAGAAUUACCUGAAACAGUUCUACUACCUGAAUUUCCAGAAGAUGGUUAUCCUGAUGUUCCUGAAAUGGAUUCAAUUAAAGAGAAUGUCAGCUCUUUCUACGCUGCCUGGAGACAGAUGGAAACAGCUAUCAGUGACUCCUCUAUUCAAAUUUUAAACCUGGAGAUUGCUGGCAAAACUCCAGAGGAACUACUUCAAAAAGUCGUUGAAAUUAUGGAAAAACCCUUUCACCAUGCUGGUUGGGAGUUAACUGUAGAAGAUUAUGAUGAAGAAACAGAAGACUAUCAGGCUGAAGCCGAUGUCGAUGAGGAGCUAGAAGAGGAAGAAGAGGAAGAGGAAGAGAAUGAAGAUACAAUGAAGGAGAAGAGAAGGCAUUUGGGAGAUACAAAGCACUUUUGUCCAGUGGCUCUCAAAGAAAACUUCGUCCUACAACCAGGCACCCCAGAAGAAGCAGCUAAAUAUCGAGAAAAGAUCUAUUACUUUUCAAGUCCUGAGGCUAAAGAAAAGUUUUUGGAGCAACCUGAGGAGUAUGUGGCUCAUGAUGAACCGUUAAAGGCUCCGCCUUUAAGAAUAUGCCUUCUCGGCCCCCAUGGCUCUGGCAAAACUGUCUGUGGAAGACAGCUGGCAGAAAAAUUGGGCAUUUUUCAUAUUCAGUUUGAGGAAUUUCUUCAAGAAAAACUAAUGCUGAAAACUGAAAAGAAAGUGGGACCUGAAUUUGAGGAUGAUUCUGAGGAUGAACAAUUUGUAAAACAAGAAUUUGAAGAGCUUGCAAUUCAGGCCCAUGUUACAAUUGAGGAAGAAAAUACAAAGAAGCUGCCUCAGGAAGUGCAACUUACAGAAGAAGAAGAAGCAAUCAGAUUAAACCUAACAGAAAAUGAGCCAUUGCCUCCUGAAAUCCUUGAAGCAGUUCUUUCUCAGUGGUGGUUUAAGGAACCGAUAUGUUCUACAGGUUUUGUAUUAGACGGUUUCCCGCGGUAUCCAGAUGAGGUCCAGUUCCUGGGGGAACAUGGGCUUUUCCCAGAUGCUGCUGUGUUUAUACAAGUUGACGAUCAAGAUAUUUCUGAUCGCCUCCUUCCUGUCCAAAUUGGAAAGUGGAAAGUGAAACAAAAGAAGAAAUUAGAAAGAAAAAAACUCAUCAAAGAAAUGAAGGCAAAAAUCAAGGAUGAUAUGAUUGCUAAAAGAAGAGCCGAACUUAUAACUGAGAGAGAAAAAAGAAGGAAAGGAGGGGUGACUGUUAGAGAAGACGAAGACAUGAGUGAGGAAGAACCUGAUAACAAUGAAGAUGAUAUUGAUAACAUUCUCGAAGAUGAAUUUCCAAAAGAUGAGGAAGUGAUGAGUGAGGAAGAGGAAGAGCAGGAAAUUGAUGCUCUCGAACGCCUGAGGGGUGAACUCGGAGAAAAAUUUGAAGCAGAUAUGAAUAAUUUACAAAUAAUACAGGAAGAAUUUGAGAAGUUUUUGAUACCAGUAAUUCUCAUUAAUGGAUCUCGGAAAAUCCACAUUGUCCAAUACACAUUGAAUACAAAACUGAAACCACUGGUAGAGAAUCGUGCAAGCAUUUUUGAGAAAUGUUAUCCAAUAUCAUCACGCCUUGCCCAGAAAAUGCUCAGCUUUACCUACAAGUACAUAAGCUCAUUCGGCUACUGGGACCCUGUAAAGCUAAAUGAAGGCGAGACCAUCAAACCAGUUGAAAAUUCAGAGAAUCCACUUCAUCCUGUAAUCCAUCGUCAGUAUAUUUAUUUUUUAUCUAGUAAGGAAACUAAAGAAAAAUUUAUGAAGAACCCAAUCAAAUAUAUCUGCCAACCCAAACCUAAGCCUACUAUCCCCAUUAGGAUUGCAAUUCUGGGGCCUCCAAAAUCUGGAAAAACUACAGUUGCCAAAAAUAUUUCAAGUGAAUAUGGCUUAAAGCGUUUGUCGAUAGGAGAUGCUUUGCGUUAUGUAUUAAACAACCAACCAGACACAGAGCUGGCACUUAUGCUAAAUUGGCAUCUUCAUAAAGGAAUGACAGCACCUGAUGAACUGGCUAUUCAGGCAUUAGAAUUAUCUCUGAUGGGAAGUGUAUGUAAUACCGCAGGUGUUGUCAUUGAUGGAUACCCUGUAACUAAGUAUCAAGUGAGUCUCUUAGAAGCUAGGUCAAUCAUCCCCAUGAUUAUCUUUGAGCUGGAUGUGCCUUCCAAAGAGAUUUUCAGAAGAUUGCUCCUGGAAAAAAAAAAGGAGUCAAGUUUGCCUUAUCCAUUGCACAACAGCUCACAGAUUAUAGCUGUUAAGAACUCAAGGUACCGCAAAAAUAUUGGUGAGAUUAGGCAAUAUUAUGAAGUACAACAUCAGAACUGGUAUGUGAUUGAUGGCUUUCACAGCAAAUGGUGGAUAUGGAAUGAAGUCAUUAAGAAGGUUAAAAUGGUGAAUAAAUACAUGCAGAUAUAUAUGGAAAGAAUAAAAGCAGGAAAAGCUGCCUGCAUUGACAAGUUAUGUAUCUCCCCUGAAGAACUGAUUUCUCGCCUGGGCGAAUUUGGACAGUUCUGCCCUGUCAGCCUGGCAGAAUCAUAUGAAUUAGUUGAUUGCUCUUCAAAUGAUUCCCUGGAAUUUGCAGCAGAGUUCAGAGGGCACUAUUAUAAAAUGAGUUCUCUAGAGAAAUUGAAUAAAUUUUUGGACAAUCCAGAAUUCUACGUACCUCCAUUAGCACCUCAUCCACUUCCACCUACCGACAUGAUCCCCAAGAGGCUGACACUGUCAGAGCUGAAGAGCCGGUUCCCUAGGUGUGCGGAGCUCCAGGGUUACUGUCCAGUGACUUAUCAGGAUGGCAGACAAAGAUAUGAAGCCCUAGUACCUGGUAACAUUCACUAUGCUUUAGAAUAUCGUGAUCGUAUAUAUAUUUGUGAGAGCGGAGAAAAACUUCAGAAAUUUUUGAGGUCACCACAGAAAUACUGGAAUCAGAAGCUUCCUUACAAACUUCCCCCAUUGAAGGAACCAAUGUAUCUCACCAGCCUGCCUUUGCCUGGAUAUCUGGAACAGGGUAUUGCAACUGCUCUAAUUAAAGCCAUGAAUGCAGCGGGAUGCUUAAAGCCCAAAUUCCCCUUCUUAAGUGUACAGAGAUCUGCGCUGCUUUACAUAGCACUUCAUCUGAAAGCCUUUAAUCCCAAUAGUUCUGAAUAUACAAGAAAAAAAUACAAGAAGAAGAUGGAGCAGUUUGUGGAGAGAUGUGAACUCAUUACAUACCUAAGUGCCAAGAUGACCAAGAAAUACAAGGAACCUCAGUUUAGAGCCAUUGACUUUGAUCAUAAAUUACAGACCUUUCUCUCUCUUAGAAAUAUAGACCCAGUCAAUGGUUAG
Molecule: messenger RNA, 5727 nt
Organism: Budorcas taxicolor (takin)
Lineage: Eukaryota; Metazoa; Chordata; Mammalia; Artiodactyla; Bovidae
Gene: AK9
Product: adenylate kinase 9
Exons: 40
Coding region: 7-5727 (1906 amino acids)
Biological process (GO): nucleobase-containing compound metabolic process
Cellular component (GO): cytoplasm; mitochondrion
Molecular function (GO): ATP hydrolysis activity; ATP binding; AMP kinase activity
Source: RefSeq, a predicted model, not a curated record